AUGUUGAGAACUGUUAUUGCCACUACUCCUGAUGAUUUGACCGCUACUGUUUACCUUGCGGCGAAUGAGAUUGCUCCUGCUCAUGAAGGGAUUGAAUUGGGAAUCGGUGAAGGUUCUAUUAUCAAGGCAAUCUCCGAAGCUUUUGGUAGAACUGAGGCGCAGGUUAAGAAGCUGAACACGGAGCUGGGAGACUUGGGGCUUGUGGCUAAAGGAAGCCGUUCGUCUCAGACUAUGAUGUUCAAGCCUGAACCAUUGACUGUUGUCAAGGUUUUCAAUACAUUUAGACUAAUUGCUAAGGAAAGUGGAAAAGAUAGUACAGAAAAGAAGAAGGAUCGAAUGAAGGCACUUCUUGUGGCAGCAACAGACUGUGAACCUCUUUACUUAACUCGUUUACUUCAGGCAAAACUGCGGUUAGGGUUCUCAAAUCAGACGGUCUUAGCUGCAUUGGGACAAGCCGCUGUAUAUAAUGAAGAGCACUCAAAGCCACCCUCAAAUAUCAAGUCUCCUUUAGAAGAGGCGGCGAAGAUAGUUAAACAAGUGUUUACCGUGCUUCCUGUCUAUGACAUUAUUGUUCCUGCUCUUCUAACUGGUGGUGUGUGGAAUCUUCCUAAAACUUGUAACUUUACACUGGGCGUUCCAAUUGGACCCAUGCUUGCCAAACCAACCAAAGGUGUAGGUGAGAUACUGAAUAAAUUCCAGGACACCGUCUUCACAUGCGAAUACAAAUAUGAUGGAGAACGUGCUCAGGUACAUUAUAUGGAGGAUGGUACAUUCGAGAUAUAUAGUCGAAAUGCUGAAAGAAACACUGGGAAGUACCCCGAUGUUGCUAUUGCGUUAUCAAGAUUAAAGAAGCCCUCUGUGAAAUCUUUUAUUCUGGAUUGUGAGGUUGUUGCUUUUGACAGGGAGAAAAAGAAAAUCCUUCCGUUCCAGGUUUUGAGCACUCGAGCCCGUAAAAAUGUGAAUGUCAAUGAUAUCAAAGUUGGCGUAUGCAUAUUUGCUUUUGACAUGUUAUAUCUUAAUGGCCAACAACUUAUCCAGGAGAAUCUUAAUAUUCGCCGAGAGAAGCUAUACGAGUCAUUUGAGGAAGAUCCUGGGUAUUUUCAGUUUGCAACUGCUCUAACAUCCAGCGAUAUCGAGGAAAUACAAAAGUUUCUUGACGCUUCUGUUGACAUUGGCUGUGAAGGUUUAAUCAUUAAAACAUUGAACUCAGAUGCUACCUAUGAGCCUGCAAAGCGAUCGAAUAAUUGGCUAAAGCUGAAGAAAGACUACAUGGACAGCAUCGGAGACUCUGUAGAUCUUGUACCAAUUGCUGCUUUCCAUGGACGUGGCAAACGCACAGGUGUCUUUGGUGCAUUUUUGCUAGCCUGCUACGAUGUUGAUAAGGAAGAAUAUCAGAGCAUUUGUAAAAUCGGUACUGGAUUUUCUGAAUCCGUGCUUGAAGAGCGGUCUACCAGUCUUCGUUCUAAAGUGAUUGCUACUCCAAAACAAUACUACCGAGUUAAAGACAACUUCAAUCCAGAUGUUUGGUUCGAGCCCACUGAGGUCUGGGAAGUGAAAGCAGCUGACCUGACAAUUAGCCCUGUGCAUUGUGCAGCUACUGGCAUUGUGGACCCUGAAAAGGGAAUAUCUCUACGAUUUCCUCGCCUACUCCGUGUAAGGGAAGACAAGAAGCCAGAGGACGCAACAUCAUCUGAACAGAUUGCUGAUAUGUACCAAGCUCAGAAGCACAAUCAUCCAAGCAAUGAAGUGAGAGGUGACGAUGAUUGA
This is a messenger RNA of Microthlaspi erraticum, 1767 nucleotides long. The record is from the annotation of a GenBank genome assembly. NCBI's taxonomy places the organism in Eukaryota, Viridiplantae, Streptophyta, Magnoliopsida, Brassicales, Brassicaceae.